CCGCUCCGUGCUUUUGGGUGCGCCAUGUUGGCUAGCUUACAUGGGGAGUGGAGUUGGGCAAGCCGCUAGAAAAACCGAACCAGUUCCCGGACAUGAAGCACUUUCAGGGUAACAAGUAAAUCAGCGCGGUACGGUUUAUUUGUUACCUUGAACGCCGCCGUAUUUAAUUCGCUCGCCAUUUUUCCUGCGAAGAGGUUUUGGUCGGUGAAGUCCAAUGGAUCCCAGGACCGUUUGGAUCCAGCAGGAGCAGGACCGACCUGCCAACCCCCUGCGGAUGCACAUUUGGGAAAACUCUCAGGGAUAUGGAAGCAACUCCGGUAUCGACAACCACUUUCACCACCAACGGAACUUCGCAACGCAAUAUACAACAAACUCCUCGGACUUUAACGGCGAGUACUGUAAAAACGUAGCGGCGCCGACGGGGGUUGUGUUCGGGAAAGUGUCGAAGCGAGACGGCGGCGUAGAGAGGGGAAGUGUCCGGAGGAAGGGCUCCCUUUCGCCGUCCUCCUCAUCUCUGGACUCGGAGGCCGAAAGCUCGUCUCCCUCCGGUUCGUGUUUGCAGAUCGACAAUUUGAACGUAACGGAGGAGGCCAGCCGGUUUUUACACUACGACGAGCACGAGUUGAACGAGAACAAUCUGAGACAGCAACGUCCCCCUCCGCUUUUUCACACUGUUCAGCAACACUGUCGCAGCAUGCAACAAUCUGUGGGCCACACCCCCACCGGCAUGAAAAAUCAGCAUGGGAGCAAGCACCACCACCAUCAGUCCCAUUCAAGCGGCCGCAGGAGGCAUCUGAACAGGGCCAACACUUUCCACGGCAUCCACCCGCUCCUGUCAUACAGCUGCAAUGGCUACGUGGACUCAUGUAGUCUGUGGAAAAGCAGGAGAUACAGCCCAGGAGUGAACGGCCUUCAUGAAGAGAUUAUGGACUUUUUCAACUUCAUGUCACCACGACCAGAAGAGGAGGCAAUGAGGAGAGAUGUCGUGAACAGAAUAGAGAGUGUCAUAAUGGAGUUGUGGCCUACAGCAAGGGUGGAGAUAUUUGGCAGCUUCAGCACAGGACUCUAUUUGCCAACAAGUGACAUUGACCUUGUGGUGUUUGGAAAGUGGGACCAUCCCCCACUGCAGGAACUGGAACAAGCCCUGAAGAAACACAAUGUGGCCGGCCCACAUCCCAUCAAGGUCCUCGACAAAGCUACAGUGCCAAUCAUUAAGCUCACUGACCAUGAAACUGAGGUAAAAGUAGACAUCAGCUUCAACGUGGAGACAGCUGUCAAAGCUGCUCAGUUCAUCAAGAGCUACCUUAAAAAAUACACGGUUCUGCCCCCCCUCAUCUUUGUCCUGAAGCAGUUCCUACUGCAGAGGGAUCUGAAUGAAGUCUUCACUGGCGGCAUCAGCUCUUACAGCCUUAUACUCAUGGCCAUCAGUUUUCUGCAGCUGCAUCCUCGGAUCGACACACGACGUGCAAACAUCAACCUGGGCAUGCUGCUCAUCGAGUUCUUUCAGCUCUACGGUCAUGAUUUCAACUACUUUAAGACUGGCAUCAGGGUGAAGAAUGGAGGAGCGUACCUGUCCAAGGAGGAGAUGCUCAAAUCUUUAGGAAGCGGGAACAGGCCGUCGAUGCUCUGCAUAGAAGAUCCGAUACAGCCAGGAAAUGAUGUCGGUAGGAGUUCAUACGGUGUCCUGCAAGUGAAGCAGGUUUUUGACUUCGCCUACAUGGUGCUGAGCCACGGAGUGUCCCCUCUAGCACGAGCUUGCCCCAACAAAGAGUACGACAGUACGUUAGGACGCAUUAUCAAGGUUGGCGAGGAGGUGUUGGCCUACAGGGACUGGACAAUCAAGAAAUGGGGAGCGAAGCAAUAUGCUAAGCCAGAAAACCACGUUGUAGAUUUGGAAACCUGUGAGCAGGAUCUUGCUAGACUCAUGCUGGUUUCUGUGGAGGAUCAAAGAGACACCUCCUCCCCCCUCAGUGCUGACUCCCCCUCACCUUCUCCAGUCUUCCUCCCGAGUCCUCAACACCAUUCAUCUUCGUCGUCAGCAUGCUCGCUCUCCUCUUCUUCAGGGAGUGACAUCGAGUCUGAUUUACCUCCAAGCACUAAUGCUCCUAUCCAAGUCAACCCUCUCACCCUGGCCUCAGUCCAUUCAGUUUUCCAGUUGGCUACUGACCUGAGACCUGCACUUCCUGCUGGUUUUAUCCACACCACACCUCAGGUCCAGAUGCCCCUCCCUGAUAGCAUGACCCUCCCCUCUCUCUCUGAUUGCCAGUUCUACCAUGACAAUCCACCUUCCAUCAGUGUUGUGCACCGUCAUACAUCACAAGCUGCCCAAGCUCCUCAGCACACCAUCUCCACAAGCCCCCUACCGAGCCCCAUCCACCAGCUCCACCACGCUCAGGUAGGAGGGCAGCAGAGCAACAGCUACACCAUAAAAUCCAACUCUACUGGCUCAGCUGAGCCGCACAAAUUUGGCUUCAAGCACAACCACGGUGGUAACGUCAGAGGUCAAAAUUAUCCUCAAGGUAACUUCAGCCCCCAGCGACGGUUUGUUCCCCAGAGUCACAAUUCGGCUCCGGGUUUUAGGAACCAGCAGCAGCCGCAGUACAACCGCAACACCUGGCGGCGCAGAAAGAGGGACAAUCUUCAGACUCUCGACCAGAGUAGAUGAAAGGUUAAAGCAGCAUGAUUUUACCUUGUGAAAGACUUACCUAGGUCUACUAUGACUAUUACAGCUGAAGGUCUCAAGAACUGCAAGUUCAGUCUUGUGAGUGAUUCAUGAAACACCUGUUUUUGUUUUUGACUGAGCCUCGGAAGGCUUGACUUUCCCAGAAUACCCAAGUCAAUUCAGGUCAUUUCCCACUGUACAAGCUGAGAAUGGUAGAUUUUUGGCUAGCCACAUCCAAAGCACCUAGUGAUGUUACGAAGUUCCUGCAGGUCAAGGAUGUCUGCGAAAGGCCUCAUGUCCAAACUGUGAUUAUAUUGUAACAUCCGUGUCAGUUCACUGGCAGUCAGAACGUAAGCUCUUCCUUCACAUUUUGAUGCACACCAGCACAGACUUGAGUUGACUGUGGAAUUACUGUUUCCCAGACUGGGUCCCCUCACCAGUGUCACUUCCCAGCAGCUAAAAACAAACUGGCUGGUGGGCUCAAGAAUUGAGUCUCCAAGCAGCAUCAUGUGCCAUAGUCUUGAACAGGUUUAUCAACUUCCGCCUGAACUCUCUUGGCGUUGUGACUCUUGCUGGGUCUUUUUGAUCAGGUUUUGGGCUGACCUCGUCUUCUUACUUCAAAUCUCCAUUCGCUUUGUUCAUAAUCCAGCUUUGACUAUCAUCUACAACUGGUACCCUGGACUGAAGCAAAGCACUAACUUCCUACCUAUGCAGCGCAACGCUGACUUGGUGUAUUUAGGUGUGAUGGCACAAAACGGACCUUGUCUCAAGUGCUUAAACUGUGAUUACUUAUUUUGAAUGUACCAAGUGUUUAUUUUUGUAUGCGACUGUUCAUUUGUUUUUGUCACUAAGGGUUUUCUUGUUCACAUUGGCACUAUUUUGUUUUGUACCUUAGUUUGUUGCAUUUAUGUGCAAUAACAACUUGCUUUUAAUUUAUUUCACGUUUUAGUUUUAUUUUAGGGGUUCUCCCCACUAUUUUUCUUUAUUUUUAGACAUCAAACAGUGCAAUAGAUGGAUUGAAGGGCCUUGAAGAAAUGAUUGUGUGUGUACCGCUUUCUGACAGAAGGGGGAGCUAUGGUAUUGCAACAUGAGAAAUGUGCCAAAAAGCCCAUGAUGCCAACACUUUACUCGUGUUUAGUUUACCACUGCAUUAUCACUUGAAAUUUUUGCCUGUCCAAAUGUGUUUUUUUUUUUUUUUCCCCCCACCACCUGUUCUCAUUUGAAACACCACUCUAUUCAGUAGUUUGACUUUUACUUGGGUGUGAAUCCUCUUGGUAUUCUGUUGGCAGUAUUGAGGAGAUGCUCCCUUCGCAGUGUUUACGCAUGUCAUUACGAAAAUAGUUGGUGCUACUUAUUACCAGCAAAAGUGCUUGAUUUCUGCCUUAUAUCUACUUUAAUUCUGUUAGAGCAACAGCUUAACUGCCUUCUCAAAUGACCAAAUAUGCCCUUUUUUUCUGAUGUAACCAGAGCUUUGUGUUUGUUUGUCAGCACUGCCAGUUUUACCCCAAUGUUUCAUUUUUACAUGCAGCUUCUAGGUGUGGGCCUCAGUCAACGGCUCCUGUUGUUAGCUUUAGCAUCAUGUCACAUCUUCUAAGUGGACAUUUAGAAAUACCAAGAGGUCAGUGUCGUUUCACAGGGGGUUCCUCUCCCUCAUUCAAAGUCAGUAUUUCUAAGACAAGGUUCCAAAGCUGCACAGUUUUGCACAGCAAUCCAUUAAAGGACUUGAGCUUGGGACAUCAGAUUCACUAUUAAGGAAUUUUUUGGUUAAAGAUCUGUUCUUUAACAAAGCUAGAAUGUGAAGCCCUUUCAAGAGGCUGUGAUUGUUGUACCACCCUGUGAACCAAACUGAUUGGACUUGAUACUGCAUUAGCAUUAUCCCCUCGUUUUCAGUGCAGCUUUUUAUUAUGCCUCCUAGAGGAUAAUCGCUAUGUCGUUCUGCCAAGAACCAAAUCCCCAGCUCAUACAUGUCAUUAAGGAUGGGUUGUAACGUGUAAAUGACUAUAGAUGUGUACCUUGUUUUUUAUGUAAAUUUUUCUAUUUUUUUAAUAAACAUUUUAAAACUGGA
This is a messenger RNA of Sphaeramia orbicularis (orbiculate cardinalfish), 4727 nucleotides long. Its product is annotated as terminal nucleotidyltransferase 4A-like. Bases 215 to 2665 code for a protein of 816 amino acids. The record is from RefSeq and is a predicted model, not a curated record. Gene Ontology annotation, biological process: polyadenylation-dependent ncRNA catabolic process; RNA 3'-end processing. Lineage: Eukaryota; Metazoa; Chordata; Actinopteri; Kurtiformes; Apogonidae. The transcript has 12 exons. Gene Ontology annotation, molecular function: mRNA binding; poly(A) RNA polymerase activity. Gene Ontology annotation, cellular component: nucleolus; TRAMP complex.